AUGUCUCAAGUGCAGUUCAGAGGGUACGCUAUAACUGAUCCUAAGAAAUGGAGUGAUUUCAGCAUCAUCGACAUCAAACCGAAAACAUUCGAGGAGACAGACGUCGAGAUAGCGAUCACUCACUGCGGCGUUUGUGGAUCUGAUGUUCACAUGAUUACUCAAGGUUGGGGAGAGGCGCCUUUCCCCCUGGUUGUUGGGCACGAGAUCGUAGGGAAGGUCACCCGGGUUGGCUCGCAAGUCAAAGAGUUCAAAGUCGGCGAUCGUGCUGGCGUCGGAGCUCAGGUCGCUAGCUGCUACGAGUGUCGCGCUUGCAAAUCGGACAACGAGAAUUAUUGCCCCAAAUCGCUUAGCACCUACGCGGACAAGUACCCUGACGGGGUGGUCACCCAGGGUGGCUACUCUACCGCCAUCCGAGCGCAUGAGCAAUUUGUCUUCCCGAUCCCCGAAGCUCUUGAGUCGCGCUAUGCAGCUUCUAUGUUGUGCGCGGGGCUCACCGUAUUUUCUCCUCUCAAACGCAAUGGCGCAGGACCUGGGAAAAAAGUCGGUAUCGUUGGGAUAGGCGGCUUGGGUCACUAUGCCAUCAUGUUCGCCAAGGCCAUGGGUGCUGAGGUGUAUGCCUUUACUCACGACAAGAGCAAAGUCGAAGAUAUCAAGAAGAUGGGAGCCGACCAUAAAGGCGACUUUGCCAAAGAGCUGGCCCAUUCGUUGGAUCUCAUAGUUUCAACUCGAGACGUGGCCGAGGGCAUGCCGUUGCAACAAUAUCUCAGCAUGCUUUGGGUCCAUGGCCGAUUCGUUACGGUGGGACUGCCAGACAAGCCCCUCCCACAGCUGACUGCCUUCGACUUGAAUCCUAACGGGUGUUUCUUGGGGAGCUCCCAUAUAGGGAGCAAGAAGGAGGCGAUAGAGAUGUUGCAGCUAGCAGCUGACAAAGACAUCAAACCUUGGUAUGCAGAGUUGCCUAUGAAGGACGUCCAGCAAGCUGUGGAGAGACUCAAGCGGAACGAUGUUCGAUACCGCUUCAUCCUGACCCAGGACAUAGCCUAA
This is a messenger RNA of Gloeophyllum trabeum ATCC 11539, 1044 nucleotides long. Its product is annotated as GroES-like protein. NCBI's taxonomy places the organism in Eukaryota, Fungi, Basidiomycota, Agaricomycetes, Gloeophyllales, Gloeophyllaceae. The transcript is spliced from 10 exons. Gene Ontology annotation, molecular function: zinc ion binding; alcohol dehydrogenase (NADP+) activity. The coding region runs from base 1 to 1044 and encodes 347 amino acids. The record is from RefSeq and is a predicted model, not a curated record. Gene Ontology annotation, biological process: alcohol metabolic process.